Messenger RNA from Durio zibethinus, 3343 nucleotides. RefSeq names its product formin-like protein 3. Lineage: Eukaryota; Viridiplantae; Streptophyta; Magnoliopsida; Malvales; Malvaceae. The record is from RefSeq and is a predicted model, not a curated record. Gene Ontology annotation, biological process: actin cytoskeleton organization; actin nucleation. Gene Ontology annotation, molecular function: actin filament binding.
UUAAGAUUGGGAGAUAUUGAAAAUAUCCUUGUUACUGUCAUUGCAAGGUUGAUUAAUGCAAUGUACAAAGCAAAAGUUUUGAAGAUAAAAAAUUGGUUUUGUUUUUGAGGGUUAUUUGGCAUUUUUUCUUGAAGGCUGACGGAAAGGAAAAGAAGCAACAUAGAAAAAGAUUGUGUUUUUGGCGUUUCCUAUUGGUUUUUGUUUAUUACGUUUUGAAAUUUUUUUAGUCUAUUCGAUGAAAUGAGAAGAAAAAUACGCGAAUGGGGUAAUUGUUGGAGGAGCAAUGAAAAUGAGAAGGGUUGGUUAUGCCAUUGUUUUCGUGAUAUUGCUUUGCGCUUUAGCCAUGGGGAGCUCAGAAGGUAAGAGGAGGAUACCUGAAAUAUUUUUUGCCAAUGAAGGCAGGACAACAUCAUUUCUGAAUAUUAAUGAAAAAAUGGCAGAGGAGGCAUGGAUUCAUUGCAAGAAAGAGAUGGCAGAAAAAAGAGAUGCUAUUAAAGAUUUUGACCUGUAUAUACCACAAGCAACCAAUGACUUGAUGUCAGCAUUAUUAGCAAAACGAAGAAUACACAAAGCUAUUGACAUUUUGCCUCCUCAAGUGAGAGAAAAGCUUUUUGAUUGCUUAAGAAAGAAAGGACUUGUCUUUCAUGCUUCUGACCCAGAGGUUACCUUUAAGCACUGGUUCCAAAAGUUUCUUGAGUUCAUUUUGAAAUUGCCAAAUGCUCCUAGAAGGUAUCUGGUUAGUUUAUCAAAUCCGCACACAACCUCAGGUCCUUCUCCAGCUCUAGUUCCUGAGAUGACACCGGCACCGGCUCCAGCACCGGCACCGGCACUGGCACCAGAACCGGCACCAGCACCAGUAACAACAUCUUUACUGUCAUCUGCACCAUUUAGUUAUGGUCCUGCUCCUACACCAUUUAAUUAUGUUCCGGCAAUGUCCCAUCAGGCUUAUGCAAGCUGUCUAAGGUCACAUCCACCAGGAGGUGCAUUAACCAAUUCGCUUCAUGUAUCAAAUAUGAUUUCCACUUUACCACCGCCACCACCACCAUAUCACAAACAUUCUCAUUCUAGCCCAUCACCUCCAACACAUAAACAUUUAUCACCUGGUUCCCAUGAUAGAACUCAGCAUUCAGCAGAUGAAAAGAAUGAUGUUAUGAAGACUGUUUUUGCUGCUGUCGUUGCAACUGCAGCCACGACAUUUGCUCUUGUCACACUGAUCUUCUUUUGUUGUCUGAAGAGAAGUAGCGGAAAAAAAGAUGAAAGACCUCUUCUCUGCUUAAGUGAUUUAUCUCCUGAUUCUUCACAGAAGUCUAUUAGUUUAGGAAAUUCCAGCAACAAAGAAUUCAGAGCUAGCAGCCGAAAGAAACCUUCUUUUGUUAGUAAAUUGUCCACGAAAAAAUAUAAUCAUGAAGCCUCACUUGCAAAAGCACCAUCAUUAGAAGCAAGUGCGGGAGCAGCAUUUCCUCCCCUGAAGCCUCCUCCUGGGAGAUUAGCUCCUCCACCUCCUGCUGCAGCACCGCCACCUCCUCCUCGUCCUAACCCCCCACCUCCACCUAAAGUUGUUCGUCCUCCACCUAUUCCACCGAAAUCAAAACCUUCACCACUUGGACCACAUCAUCGAGGACAUAGUGCUUCUGGUAGUGCAGACGAGACUGAUGGUGAAUCCGGAGCUCCAAAAGCCAAGUUAAAACCAUUUUUCUGGGACAAGGUUAUGGCUAAUUCAGAUCAGACGAUGGUUUGGCAUGAGAUCAGUGCUGGAUCAUUCCAGUUCAAUGAGGAGAUGAUAGAGACUUUAUUUGGUUAUAAUCAAGGGACUAAUAACAAGAAUGAUCAAAAGAGAGAUUCACCAUCAGAACCUUCGAUCCAAUACAUUCAGAUUAUUGACCCUAGGAAAGCACAAAAUUUGUCUAUUCUUCUACGUGCACUAAAUGUCACAACAGGGGAAGUUGUUGAUGCUCUCCGAGAAGGUAACGAGCUUCCAGCAGAGCUCCUUCAAACAUUGCAGAAGAUGGCGCCAACAACUGAUGAGGAACUGAAGCUUAGAUUAUUCGCAGGAGAUGUUUCUCAACUGGGUCCUGCAGAGAGGUUCCUUAAAAUCUUGGUUGAAAUACCUUUUGCCUUCAAACGAAUUGAGUCCUUGCUGUUCAUGAGUACUCUCCACGAGGAAGUCACUAGCAUUAAAGAAUCCUUUGCAAUUCUUGAGGUUGCUUGCACCAAGCUUAAAAGUAGCAGAUUGUUCCUAAAACUUCUAGAAGCAGUUCUUAAAACCGGUAAUCGCAUGAAUGAUGGUACCUACCGUGGUGGUGCACAGGCAUUCAAGCUUGACACACUCUUGAAACUGUCUGAUGUAAAAGGAAUAGAUGGUAAGACCACGCUCCUCCACUUUGUAGUUCGGGAGAUCAUACGUUCUGAGGGCAUAAGAGCUGUUCGCAAUCGCACACAAUUAUCAAGCCGAAGCCUUUCAAGUUUUAAUUCAGAGGACUCUGUUGAAGAUCACAACCAAGAAGCAGAGGAGCAUUACCGCUGUCUUGGACUUCAAGUGGUUUCAGGUGUAUGCAUUGAACUUGCAGAUGUUAAAAAGGCUGCAGCAAUUGAUGUUGAUGCGCUAACAUCUACUGUGUCUAAACUAGAUCAUUCUUUAAAGAAAACUAGAGAGUUUAUGAAUUCAGAGAUGAAGAGCACGGAUGAGGACAGUGAAUUUUUUCCUUCACUGUCUAGUUUUGUGGACCGUGCGGAUGCUGAUAUUAGAUGGCUAUCAGAGGAAGAAAAAAGGAUAACGGACAUGGUCAAGAGCACAGCAGAUUACUUUCAUGGACAGGCAGCAAGAAAUGAAGGCUUGCGUUUGUUUGCAAUUGUGCGUGAUUUCUUGAUAAUGUUAGAUAAGGUAUGUAAAGAAGUUAGAGAGACAAGAGCUAAGCCUCUCAGAAAUUCCACAAAAGAAGGUGCAUCAAUGUCAGCUUCUCUAGAAAAUCGACAGCCAUCUUCGGAGAAUCAGCAACAAUCCUCAGAUUUUCGUAAACGACUAUUUCCUGCAAUUUCCGACCGGCGGAUAGACAGUUCCAGUUCCAGUUCCAGUUCUGACGACGAAAGCUCCUCUCAUUAGCUGUAAAUUUAGAAAGGGGGUUUAACAUAGUAUGUUAGAGGAGAGGAAUCAUAGAAAUUGCAGAACCAGGGCGUCUAUCACUUGCAUCUUAUGAACAGAAUUCAAAGCUUCAAAGUCCCAUUAUUUUGUAAAUCAUGAUGAAAAAUAAGAGGCCUUGAGGGAAUGAACCUCAAGCAAUCAGGAUUUUCUCAAGAUAAAACAAAUUUCGUUUGUACAGUCAACUGUGUCAUAUCCACGCAAAUA